Messenger RNA from Saprolegnia parasitica CBS 223.65, 2339 nucleotides. RefSeq lists its product as hypothetical. The record is from RefSeq and is a predicted model, not a curated record. The coding region runs from base 1 to 2301 and encodes 766 amino acids. The transcript is spliced from 6 exons. Lineage: Eukaryota; Oomycota; Saprolegniomycetes; Saprolegniales; Saprolegniaceae.
AUGCGAACGCGCCUUCCGUCGCCCGUCCUCCCAUUCCUAUUCCUACUUAUCGUCCAUGCGCUCGAGACGACGGUCACGAGACGCUUUGAGCUCCAUGGCAAGAUAUUUAGCGUCUCGAUCCCACGCGGUGUCGAGCCGGUCGACGCCAUCGCAGCCUUUCGCCACGAGCACAACCUCUCGAUGGCGUUCCAGCACACGGCGCUCGAAGCCUUUUGCAGUGCGCUGCCUUGCACUCGGGCAGCACCGAUCGCGUUUUCGGCCAUGAUCACGGGCGACAACGGGGCUGCCAUCGGGCAGUUUGAGCUCCUCGACGGCGACGAGCCCGCGGACGCGAUCGCCGCGUUCUGUCGCCAGCACGCGCUCGGUGCCGACUUUCAACGGUACAUGAUUGCGUCGAUCUGUGCCCAAGCGUCCGUGAGAUGCGCGCGACACCGAGCUGUGGCCCUGCAGCAAGGUUUUACGGGUGACCACGGAUCGUCCCUUGGCGUGCUUACCAUCUAUGACGAUGAGGCACCUGCGGACGCGGUGUUUGCAUACCUCCAGCCGUGGUUUCCCGAGCGAAGCAGCCUCGAGAGCAUGCUGCAGCAAGUGCUUGGCUACGUGUGCAGUCGCUUGGCCUGCGACCGCACGAUUCCACGGCUCUUUCACCGCCACAUUGAAGGUCCUGAUAGCGUCGACCACGGUGUUCUCGACAUCUUCUACGGACAAGAACCCAUUGAUGUCAUUUCCGCCAUGCGCCCGCCACUCGGCCGCGACCUGCAGCUGUCGCUCCUUCAGACCGUGUGCGCCGAGCCUCUCGUUUCGCCAUAUUGCACCCGAGACCGUGUCCUCGUCUUCUCGGCGCCGGUGCAGUUUGAUGCGGACGGUCCGUCCAUUGCCGUGACGCUCUAUGACGGUGACGAGGUCGCCGACGUUAUCUUUGACCUCGGACGCCGCUACAACCUGACGAUGCCGAUGCGCCAUGGUCUCUUUGACGCACUCUGCAACCGCCCGCCGAUCACAUGCACGCGGGGCCGCGCCAAGCUGUACGACCGCCUCGUCACGGACGACCACGGCAAUGCAGUUGGAUCGGUCGUUGUACUGGACGGCGACGAGGCGGCCGACAACGUCUUUGCAUUUGCUGCCACCCACAACCUACCGCCCAGCUUUCGCGACGACUUGCUCAACCGCGUCUGUCACGACCUGCAUGCGUCCGUCAACGUCACGUGCACGCGCUGGGCGCCGCUGGUCGCAUCGAUCCCCAUCAAAAUGAACAUGUCGGACCCUAAGCCCCUCGGCUACGUGGACGUGCUCGAAGGGGACGAGCCGGUGGAUGCUGUCUACCGGUUUGGUGUGCAGCACAACCUCGGCGCGCAGGAGCAAGCGUCGAUCAAGGAUGGGAUUUGCAAUGCCUUGAACGUUCCGUGCACACGGGAGCGGAGUCUGGUGUACGUGGCGCCCAUCAAUGGGGAGCACGUUCCAUUCUACGGCGACGACGAGCCGGCCGACGUCGUGUAUUGGUAUGGGAAUCUGCGCAACUGGACUUUCUUCGAGCGCCAAGAGUGGCUCCACGCGCUCUGCCGCCUCGAACGCGCCGCGAUGCCGCUCCUCAACUGCACGCGGGCCGAAGCGCGCGUGUUCCACUUGCCCGUCAUGGAGACCGCGACCGAGAAGCUCGGCGACCUCGAUGUCUUUGAAGACCAAGAGCCCGUCGACGUUGUCUACGCGUUUCUCGACAAGCACGAUCUCUUCCAGACGGCGCCGAUCAACGAAACGCUGCUCAACCUCACGUGCACCCACGUGCCGUGCGCUCGUCUUCGGCCUCGGCGCAUUCUCUUCAGCCUCCAAGCCACGUAUGCGGGCUUGCCCCACAAGAUCGAGUACGUGCCGCCGGAGGACGACUGGGUCUGCACCGAGCUCUAUCCUGGCCAAAAGCGCUGCGAACACUACGUUCAAGUCCGUGCGACAGCGUAUUGCGCCAAGUACAUGUCGACGUGGGCAACUUGCCCUGACAUCAUUGGCGGCGCGCUGCGGUCGCACUUGGACGUGUACGAAGCGGCCAUGUGGCGUGGAAAGGACAUGUACGCCAAGCUCGGGCUCGUCAAAGGCGCCAGCAGCGACGAGAUCGAACACGCCUACCACAUCCGCGUCCUGCGCUACAACAAUGUGACCGAGCCGCAAAAGUACGAAAAGCUGCAAGCCGCGUACGACACGCUGCACGACCCCGUGAAGAAGUACUACUACGAUCUGCCGUGCAUGAAGUUCUUUGGUCUCUGCGGCAAGCGCCAGCCCGACGGCGGCAUCUCCAUCAGCGCCGACUAACUCGAUACGAUAAUACAUGUAUGGAUGUGUAUAGAGAG